This is a messenger RNA of Haliotis rufescens (red abalone), 2505 nucleotides long. RefSeq names its product putative RNA-binding protein Luc7-like 1. Gene Ontology annotation, molecular function: mRNA binding. The transcript has 11 exons. Gene Ontology annotation, biological process: mRNA splice site recognition. Gene Ontology annotation, cellular component: U2-type prespliceosome; U1 snRNP. Bases 140 to 1408 code for a protein of 422 amino acids. Lineage: Eukaryota; Metazoa; Mollusca; Gastropoda; Lepetellida; Haliotidae. The record is from RefSeq and is a predicted model, not a curated record.
UGAUCGCGUUGCAGCCAUUUUGGUUGUGAGCACUGCAGACAUAUAGCGAAAGAACUUUGUAAUAAUUAUCCUGAUUUGGGCAUUUUACACACGUUUUUUAUAAACAUGUCUGCUCAAGAUCAAAUUCGCGCCAUGCUGGAUGAACUCAUGGGAACAUCCAGGGAUGGGGACAUUGUUAUGUGGGCUUACCCUGACAAUAUUGCAAAGAGGUGAUUGGCCAAGCCGCAACAAUGACAGGUACCGGGUGAAGUUUGAUGACCCGCGGGUAUGUAAGAGCUUCCUCCUCGCCUGCUGUCCUCAUGAUAUUCUGGCCAGCACGAGAAUGGAUCUGGGUGAGUGCCCCAAGAUUCACGACUUGGCUCUCCGUGCUGACUAUGAACAGGCUGCCAAGGGAAAGGACUACUACUAUGACAUCGACGCAAUGGAGCACCUAUCAAGCUUCAUCAGCGAGGUGGAUCGCAAAACUGAACUGGCCAAACGAAGACUGAAGGAUACUCAAGAAGAACUGAGCGAGGAAGCCAAUCAAAAGGCUGAGAUGAUCCAUCAAUUGGGGGAGCAGAUUGGAACGAAGCUAGCCCAGGCAGAGAACAUAGGCAAUGAGGGAAAGGUUGAGGAAUCUCUCCAACUCAUGGAGGAAGUUGAGGAGCUGAAGAAGAAAAAGAGUCAGGCUGAGAUUGAGUUCCGUAACUCGAUGCCUGCCUCCAGCUAUCAGCAACAGAAACUGAGGGUAUGUGAGGUGUGUGGAGCAUACCUUGGUAUCCAUGACAACGAUAGACGUCUUGCAGAUCAUUUUGGUGGAAAACUUCAUCUUGGAUUUAUUACCAUCAGAGAGAAACUGGAUGAACUCAAGCAAAUGGUUGCUGACCGCCGGACACAACGUGAGAAGGAGCGGGAAGAAAUGAGAAAGAAUCGGGAACUACGUGAAGAAGAGGAGAGAAGUCGUCGUCGUCGCACAAGGAGCAGGAGUAGAAGUCGUAGUCGGAGUCGAGAAAAGAGACGUCGCUCCAGGAGUCGCAGCAAGAGAUCAAGAUCAAGGUCUCGUGACAGACGUUCUAAAAAGAGAUCAAGGCGAUCUCGAUCAAGAUCACGCUCCAGGAGGUCAAGGUCAAAAUCCAGGAGACACAGAUCAAGAUCACGAUCUAGACAUUCACGCAGUCGGUCUAGAAGAUCCAGGUCCAGAAGAAGAUCCAGGUCCAGAAGUAAGUCAAGGAGGUCAAGGUCUCGAAGCAGGUCAAGUCGGAAGCACAGACGAAGGUCUCGUUCCAGGUCAAGGUCUAGGAGCAGGUCAAAGAGGAGUAGAAGUGAAGAGAGGAAAAGACGAUCAGCAUCUGCUUCUGGGGGCAGUGAUAAUGAUGAGUGUAGUAAGAAGAAGGAAGAUAAUGGUUCUGAGGAUGAGGCUGACAAGUAGAUGUCCAGCAUGACUGGACGUCUGGGUGAAGAUGCUACAUGUCAGCUCGUUCUCAGUGUAAAAUGUCAGAAUUGACCCAGUCACGAAUCUGUCAUAAUGACCUGCAUUUGGGAAUACUUGUAAAAUGUGUACAAACUGCUUUUAUUCAUGUGAUGUAAAUGAACUUUGUAUUUUAUGAUGUGAUGUGCAAACUUAGAAAACAGAUCGAGGUUUAAUGUUUGUUAUUUUGAAAUGAAUGUAACCUAUUUCCUCAACCCAAUAAAAAGCUAGUAGUUUGUCAAUGCAGAAGCCUCACCCUGACUGCAUUGUUUUGUCCACUGCAAUAUCUCCAUUGGUCUGUUUUUAAUUUGAUGUUACCCGUUCCUGGUGGAUUAUUUUCAAGCUAUUAAUGAUUUCUGGCAGAGUUAAUGAAACAGCAUUGCUGUCAGUAGGUAUUUUGAGCAAAAUAUUCUGCUUUGUAAAUAUGCAAUUCUUUUGAAAUACACUGUAUGCAUGAGCUUAUUGUCUACUCACUUGUGUCACCAAACCUAACUCUUCAGUUUUAGCAGACUUGUAAGGCCAUUAUUUAUGUUUGGACUAUUACAUUAAUUUUUGAUUAAUUUGAUUUUGUUGACAAAACCUUUUUAUCUUUGUUGUAUUAGAUUGUUUUAAGUAGUUGAACUGCCCCUAGUAUAUCUGGAAAAACCUUCUAUCAGAAGCUACCGGUUUUGACUAAUCUACCUGGCCUAAUUGAAUUCUUUUGUACUAAGAAUACAGAAGGAGCAUAAGUCUUAAUGUGGUGUGGUGACUUUAAGUUUGCACUUUUGAAAUCAAAACAUUUUGAAGUAUGAAAUAUCCUCAAAUUACCAUGAUGCAUCAGAUGGAGUUGUAAUACAAUUUGCUUUUUUUAUAAUCUUGGACUGUAAUUCAAUUGAAUAUUUGUAAUGUAUGUCUAGUGCACAAUGGUGCAGAGUAUCAAUUUCUGCCACAUUUAAAGGUCUGUUUCAAGCAUUUCAGUGUUCUUAUUUGUAUGAGGCCAGUCUUGGCCUACAAAUUAAUUUCUAUGGCAAUAUUGCAUUAUGAUAAGUGACUAUUUUAAAUAAACCAGGUUUAAUUCA